Molecule: messenger RNA, 3685 nt
Organism: Cryptomeria japonica (Japanese cedar)
Lineage: Eukaryota; Viridiplantae; Streptophyta; Pinopsida; Cupressales; Cupressaceae
Product: ATP-dependent Clp protease ATP-binding subunit ClpA homolog CD4B, chloroplastic
Exons: 11
Coding region: 438-3212 (924 amino acids)
Biological process (GO): cellular response to heat
Cellular component (GO): cytoplasm
Molecular function (GO): ATP binding; protein binding; ATP hydrolysis activity
Source: RefSeq, a predicted model, not a curated record
UCUGCCACUCUGCGGUCAACAUUAGUAUCAACCAUUCAAAUUGCCGGGUCGUAUCCCUAUUGAAAAAACCCCUUUGCAUCAACACUUUUUACUUAAUCACAGCUAGAAGAGACAAAUAAGAAUAAAACACAAAACAAGACGUUCUCCACGUUUCUAGACCUGCGUAGUAACAUUGGAGUCGUAUUCAACGAACAUCCCUGUUACUGGUAAAGCCCAAGAUUUUUGGCCACUCUGUAGUUGCAUUCUUUGACCGGAGCAGCCUCACACGCCACCGCUUCUCUGCAGAGAUGCACCCUCCAUGCACUUGAGAUUUUGGGGUGCUUUGUACCCUUUACGAUAUUGUUGAGACUCAGCAAGGACUUGUUAAUCCAAGUCAGUCAGGCCCAGCUUUCUUUAUUUCACCUAGCUGUUUCAGUGGGCUUAAGAUUUGAACUAAGAUGGCAGGGACACAAGUGCAGUUUUCAGCUCCUCCUUAUAGAAUAAUCAGUACAAGUCAGGGUAAAAUGCAGAACUCUAGAAGAACAAAACAAGCUCCAAAGAUGAUGUGCAACAUCCAGUCACAUUCCUUUAGAAUUAGAAAUUACAUUGGCUUGUGCCAUGCAACAGACCGAGGUAAGGUGGCAAGUCCUACAACAAACUUUUAUGCAGCAGGAGCAGUCUCUAGUCUGGCAAGGAAAGCUAGAAAAUCCAGGAAAAGGGUGGUUACUUGUAUGUUUGAGCGGUUUACAGAGAAGGCUAUUAAGGUCAUUAUGCUUUCUCAGGAGGAAGCACGACGACUUGGGCACAACUUUGUAGGUACAGAACAGAUUUUGUUGGGUCUCAUAGGUGAAGGGACUGGUAUUGCUGCAAAAGUCCUGAAAUCCAUGGGAGUCAAUUUAAAGGAGGCUCGUGUAGAGGUUGAAAAAAUCAUUGGCAGAGGCAGUGGGUUUGUUGCUGUGGAGAUUCCAUUCACUCCAAGAGCGAAGCGUGUUAUAGAACUUGCACUUGAGGAAGCACGUCAACUUGGACAUAACUACAUAGGAUCUGAACACUUGCUUUUAGGGUUGUUGCGUGAGGGUGAAGGUGUCGCAGCUCGUGUUCUUGAAAAACUUGGAGUUGAUCCUGGAAAUAUUCGAACCCAAGUAAUUCGUAUGGUUGGUGAAAGUUCAGAAGCUGUUGGUGCUGGAGUAGGAGGUGGUACCAGUAGCAACAAGAUGCCAACUCUUGAGGAAUAUGGAACCAAUUUGACAAAACUUGCUGAGGAGGGCAAGCUUGAUCCUGUAGUUGGAAGGCAGCCACAAAUUGAACGAGUUACUCAAAUAUUGGGACGUCGCACAAAGAACAAUCCUUGCCUUAUUGGUGAGCCUGGUGUAGGAAAAACAGCUAUUGCCGAGGGACUUGCACAGCGAAUAGCUUCUGGAGAUGUUCCAGAAACAAUUGAAGGGAAAAAGGUUAUUACUUUAGAUAUGGGGCUACUGGUUGCUGGAACUAAGUAUCGUGGAGAGUUUGAGGAAAGGUUAAAGAAGCUAAUGGAUGAAAUCAAACAGAGUGAUGAAAUUAUACUCUUUAUAGAUGAAGUCCAUACUUUAAUUGGAGCAGGUGCGGCAGAAGGAGCAAUUGAUGCAGCCAAUAUCCUAAAACCAGCUCUUGCGCGAGGAGAAUUACAGUGCAUUGGGGCCACCACCUUGGACGAAUAUAGAAAACACAUAGAAAAGGACCCUGCAUUAGAGAGGAGAUUCCAGCCUGUACAAGUGCCAGAGCCAACUGUGGAUGAUGCAAUAGAGAUAUUGAAAGGCCUGCGAGAACGAUAUGAGAUCUUUCACAAGCUUCGUUACACUGAUGAGGCUUUGGAGGCUGCUGCGAAGUUAUCACAUCAAUACAUCAGUGAUCGAUUCCUCCCUGACAAAGCAAUUGAUCUAAUUGAUGAGGCUGGUUCUCGUGUGCACCUUCGCCAUUCACAGCUUCCUGAAGAAGCGAAAGAGCUUGAGAGAGAAGUGAGGCAGAUUACAAAAGAGAAGAAUGAAGCUGUUCGAGGCCAAGAUUUUGAAAAGGCUGGAGAGCUACGUGAUCGUGAGAUGGAAUUGAAGGCACAAAUCACAGCUAUAUCACAGAAAGGGAAAGAGAAAUCGAAGGCUGAGCAUGAAGCAGGAGAUGGAGGUGUAGUUGUAACUGAGGUGGAUAUCCAGCAAAUUGUAUCCUUAUGGACAGGCAUUCCAGUUGAAAAGGUAUCAUCUGACGAGUCUGACAAACUCUUGAAGAUGGAAGAUACACUCCAUCAACGCAUCAUUGGGCAAGAUGAAGCUGUCAAAGCUAUCAGUCGAGCCAUUCGCCGUGCAAGAGUUGGUUUGAAGAAUCCGAAUAGGCCAAUUGCAAGCUUUAUUUUCUCAGGUCCUACAGGUGUUGGCAAGUCCGAGCUUGCCAAGGCAUUGGCAGCAUACUAUUUUGGUUCUGAGGAGGCAAUGAUAAGGCUGGAUAUGAGUGAAUACAUGGAAAGGCACACUGUUUCCAAGCUAAUUGGUUCACCCCCAGGAUAUGUGGGAUACACUGAAGGAGGCCAGUUAACUGAAGCUGUUAGGCGACGCCCUUAUAGUGUUGUCCUCUUUGAUGAAAUUGAGAAGGCUCAUCCUGAUGUAUUCAAUAUGAUGCUUCAAAUCCUUGAAGACGGAAGACUGACAGAUAGCAAAGGUAGGACUGUGGACUUUAAGAAUACCCUUUUGAUCAUGACUUCUAAUGUUGGUAGUAGUGUGAUUGAGAAGGGAGGUCGUAGAUCUGGGUUCCUUUUUCAAUUUGAAGAAGAUGAAGAAGAUAACAGCUACACUAGAAUCAAAAGCCUUGUUUUGGAAGAGCUGAAGGCAUAUUUUCGCCCUGAGUUCUUGAAUCGACUAGAUGAGACAAUUGUUUUUAGACAGCUCACCAAGUCAGAGGUGAAAGACAUUGCAGCUAUAAUGCUGAAGGAAGUCUUUGAACGCCUUAAAAUCAAAGAAAUUGAUCUUCAAGUUACAGAUCGCUUCAGAGACAGAGUUGUAGAUGAAGGUUAUAGUCCCACCUAUGGUGCAAGAUCACUACGCAGGGCAAUUAUGAGGUUGUUAGAGGAUAGUAUGGCUGAAAAGAUGCUUUCUGGUGAGAUCAAAGAGGGUGAUUCAGCUAUAGUCGAUGUAAAUGAGGAAGGUAAUGUGACUGUCUUGAAUGGACAGAGGGACACUAUAGCUCCAACGGCAGCAGCAGCUGUCUAGGAAAAGGCAUCAUACAUUUGAAUAUUUAGGCUGAGGAUUGGUGAAAAAAGUUGAAUUCAUUUAAAUAUGAUUAGCCCUUCCACGUCAGAAUGUUAGAUGUGCAACUAAUGGGCUGACAAUUGGACAGGACCUGUAUGGUCUGAAGCUUAAAGGUGGAUAUUAAGUUCUUCUAGAUUUUAUGUAUAGUAUUGCUUGCCCUGGGUACCCAUUCUUGUCCCAGUUAUGUCUGGUAGAUAUCUUAGUUUGCUGCAGGGGACUAAAUUGACCAUGGUUGGUGUCAUUCAUAUACUAGCUAGCCUUUCUGGAAGUGAAAUAGUAGUUUAUGUUAUAUGACAGCUGUGUUUCUAACAGAGCAACUCAUACGUGAAUUGCAUGCUUAUGUGGUUUUGUUACCUGCAAAGAUGAAAUCCUUGUAUUAUGAUCUGUACUAUGGUGAAAUAUUCUAAAUCAGAGGCUAACGGGUUUAAUUGUUA